This is a messenger RNA of Anguilla rostrata (American eel), 1339 nucleotides long. Its product is annotated as stonustoxin subunit beta-like. The coding region runs from base 55 to 765 and encodes 236 amino acids. The transcript has 5 exons. Gene Ontology annotation, molecular function: protein binding. Lineage: Eukaryota; Metazoa; Chordata; Actinopteri; Anguilliformes; Anguillidae. The record is from RefSeq and is a predicted model, not a curated record.
CAGGCUAAGCAUUUCUGGUCUGAGAGAUAAAGAGGAAAACAACCCAGCUCUAAAAUGCCUAGCAGAACAUCAGCAGCUAGAUUAAUUCCUGUCUCGCAGAAGUCAGAACAGAAAAAUGCUAUCCCAGGUCCUGCUGUGGAAACUCCUGUCUAUGACCCAAAUGUCCCAGAGCCUUCCAGCAGAGCAGAGCUCCAGAAAUACUGGAUGAACCUCACUCUGAAUGAAAAAACUGCUCAGAAGAUGUUGUGGGUGUCAGAGGGUGGUUCUAAGGUGGUUCGUUUGACUGAGGAGGUCUGUCCCUACCUGGACAGGCCUGAGAGAUUUGAGCUCACACCACAGGUGCUCUGCAAUGAGGGCUUAUGGGGUACAAGGGGAUACUGGGAAGUGACAGUUUCAGGAUGGGUGGUUAUUGGUGCCACAUAUGAAAGAGUUGGAAGGAAGGCUUAUGAUGGUCCCUCUGGUCUUGGAGAGAAUGAUGAAUCCUGGGGUGUGGGUUGGGCUGGAUCCUGCUAUCAUGCCUGGCACAAGGGCCAGGUUGUGGAGGUUAUGGGCAUCCCCCACUGCUCUACUCUUGGGGUGUAUGUGGACCAGCCAGCUGGGCUCAUAAACUUCUACCUGGUGGAAUGCAAACAGGAGGGGGAGGAGGACACAGGAAAGAAGGAAGUCAAGCUGAUUUACAAGUUUCAGAACCCAAUGACAGAACGCAUUGUGCCAGGAAUCUGGGUAGGAAGGUCAUCUUCUUGCUGUAUACUAAAGAAAGAUUGAGAGAGAAAACAAAAAUUGAGAAAAUGAGGGAACAAAAUGGAAAUUUGAAGUAAAGUAACAUCAGAAAAGAGGAGAAAAGAGCAGUAUUGGAAAAGGAAAGGAGAGAGAACAUCUUUUAGAUUUAUAUAGAAUGGAGAGGAGUAAAAGAAAGUAGAAUUAAUUUUUCCUUGAAAACACCAGAAACAAUUAUGAAUCGGUUGAAAACAGGAAUGGGAGGGGAACAAGGGUACAAAAUAUAUUUAUAUUAAUAUAAAAAUUAUUAAACAUUAAGUUAAUAUAUUAAGUACUAUUCUUAUUAUUAUCAUUAUCAUUUAUGACCUGGUUAAUAAUAGUUAUUAUGAAAUAGUAUAGUUAGUAAGUUAAAAAAUUAUUUUUGUUACAUAUCUGAAUAAAUGUUUUAUUUUAUAAUUUAAAUUUGAUUGCAGUUAGUUUUUUGUUUUUCAUGUCUAAUUCAUAUAUUAUAUAUGAUAGGAACUGUAUGUGAGACUUUGAGUAUCUAGACUGUGAAGGAACUGUAUGUGUAGUGCAGUACAGGAAUAUGCUGUGCAAAUAAAUAUGUAUGUGUAAACCUCUA